AGCGUUAGAAAUAAUUAUCAUCCAGGUCACGAAUCUGACAGACAGGAGGGUUACCCUCUUCCUGGCAGGUUACGCACAACGAAAACAGAUUUGCCGUUUCGGAUUGGUUGAAUGAAUGUACCUAAAAUAUCCCCUUCAAUUUCGCAACUGGAAAAAUGGGAAAUGAAUCAGAAGAUCAUUCAUCUGCAGGGAAAGAGCUCUAGUUAAGCAGCAGUGUUGUCCCAGAGAGGAGUUCCAUUAUGCACCGAGAAGGAGAAACAUUGAGUCACAACACGUCACUUUGUGAUCCAGUACUCAAGAGGGUAACGCUGGGGCCACAGUUUUCUGUCUGAAUGUCUCUUCAUCCUGUUUGUGGAUCAUAGUGAGAUGGAGUCUCUCAGCCCAGCAGAAAAGGACACUUUGCCUUCCUCUGAAAGAAUCACUGAGGUGAACAUCAACUUUCAAGGUAAAAAUGACAAAGCUAAAAAUGAACACAGUGAAUUGCUCAGCAUGGCAGACGUGGGCUCUGGAUACUCUGGAAAUACUGGAAAAAAGAUGAAAACAGAAACUGAUAAACCAGCUAAUGUUAAACAGCAAAUACAUAUUCACACUGAAGUAAAAAUUGAGCCUCAGGAACAGGAUCAAAUUGGUCUACAACAAGAAAUCCAAAAAUGUGAUAGCAAUGUUGCAGACUCGGGUGUGCAAACACUGCAUACAAAAUCCAGCUGUGAUUUUGCUGAGAUUGAGAUAGAAACAGAGGAGGAUCCGAGUGAAAAUGGUGCUGUUGGGAGAAGAUCAGGUCUGCAGGUUAAGAGUUUCCGUGAGAGGUUAAAUCUGAGGAUUUACAGUGAAAUUGACCUGAAUGAGAAACCUUAUGUGCAAAAAGGCAGUGGGCAGACUUUACAGAGUUCAAAGGUCACUGAAAUACAGAAGGUUCACAGAGGAGAGAGGUCAUAUGCCUGCAGCCCAUAUUCUUGUACCAACUGUGGGAAAAGCUUCAGGCAACUAAGAACUUUAAAAGAACACCAGUUCAUACACUCAGGAGAGAAGCCACUUUGUUGUACUGAGUGUGGUAAGCAUUUCAGUCACUUGCGAAGUUUAAUACGACAUCAGCAAAUUCAUACCGGAGAGAAACCACACUCUUGUUCUGUCUGUGGAAAGUGUUUCAGACAGUUUGGCCACUUAAAAAGACAUCAGCUUGUUCACACAGGAGAGAGACAGCACUCAUGCACUCAAUGUGGGAAGAAUUUUAGUCGAUUGGAACACUUAAAAACACAUCAGAGAAUGCACACUGGAGAGAAACCGUACUCAUGUGCUGACUGCAAUAAGAGUUUUAGUCAUUUGGGAAGCUUAAAACUACAUCAGCAAAUACAUACAGGAGAGAAACCACAUUCUUGUACUGAGUGUGGUAAGAGUUUCAGAGAGUUGGGGACGUUAAAAAGACAUCGGCAGAUUCACACUGGAGGGAAGCGACAUGACUGCAAUGUAUGUGGGAAAAGUUUUAGUCACUUAGGAGCCUUAAAAAUUCACCAGAGAACUCACACAGGGGAGGAGCCAUACUCUUGCUCAGAUUGUGGAAAAAGUUUCUGUCAUUUAGGAAACUUGAAACAACAUCAGCUAACUCACACAGAUGAGUCAUACUCUUGCACAGUCUGUGGGAAGGUUUUCUUUCGUUUAGGGAACUUAGAACAGCAUCAGUUGCUUCACACAGGUGAGAAACUGUACUCUUGCAGUGAGUGUGGGAAGAGCUUCACUCACUUGGGAAGCUUACACACUCACCAGAGAAUUCACAAAGGAGGAAAAACAUAUAUUUGCACCAAAUGUGGACAGAGAUUCUAUAAGUUAGGAAGCUUUAAAGAACAUCAACGAGUUCACACAAUUGAAAAAGUGUACACCUGCAUUAUUUGUGGUGACAAUUUUGGUAACUGGGGACAUUUUAAACAGCAUGAGCAAAUUCACACCAGAGAGACUAUACUAUUGCCCUAAUUUGUUUUACAGUUAUUUUUUACAAGUCUUUGGAACUCUACUGGAGGGAUGGAACGCCAUUCUUCCAAAAAAUGUUCCCUCAUUUCAAGUGUUCAAUUGGGUUGAAAUCUGGUGACUGUGAAGGCCAUAGCAUGUGAUUAACAUCAUUUUUAUCCUCAUUAAACCAUUCGGUGACCCCUCGUGCCCUGUGGAUGGGCAUUGUCAUCCUGUAAGAGACCACGACCAUCAGGAUAGAAAUGUUUCAUCAUAGGAUAACAGUGAUCACUUGAAACUAUGCCAGGAAUAUCCCCCCACAGAAUAACUGAGCCACCUGAUGCCCUUACUGUUGGGGUCAAGCAUUUAGGUCUGUACCAUUCUCUUGGUGUACACCUCACAUGCAGUUGCUCACUUGUCGAGAAUAUAGCGAAGGAUGACUCAUCUGACCAACUUUUUUCGACAUCUGUAGACCAGUGCUUGUGGUUUUUGCACCACUGAACUCUGAAAUGUGCAUUUGUCGUUGUAAUGAGGAAUCUAUUCCCUGCAACACUUAUACUAUAAUAUCCCUCUCUAUGUAAUUGUCGAUGGACUGUUCUUGUUAACACGUCCUGCAUUGACAUUCUCAGUCACCUGGCUGAGGAAGAUUUGCUCUUCUGUUUUUUUAAGUAUCGCACAAGCAUCAUAGUCAUCAGAUGUCUUCCCCUAUUUCUGAUGUCUGUCCUAUUGAUCUAAAUGCAGAU
This is a messenger RNA of Anguilla anguilla (European eel), 2681 nucleotides long. Its product is annotated as zinc finger protein OZF-like. The record is from RefSeq and is a predicted model, not a curated record. Lineage: Eukaryota; Metazoa; Chordata; Actinopteri; Anguilliformes; Anguillidae. The coding region runs from base 367 to 1965 and encodes 532 amino acids. The transcript is spliced from 2 exons.